This is a messenger RNA of Plectropomus leopardus (leopard coralgrouper), 1212 nucleotides long. It is a transcript of the gene echdc1, whose product is annotated as enoyl CoA hydratase domain containing 1. Lineage: Eukaryota; Metazoa; Chordata; Actinopteri; Perciformes; Serranidae. Gene Ontology annotation, biological process: fatty acid beta-oxidation. Gene Ontology annotation, cellular component: cytosol. The record is from RefSeq and is a predicted model, not a curated record. Gene Ontology annotation, molecular function: catalytic activity.
AACACUAUAUGACUGUCAACAAGCAAGGAUGGUGCUGUGUGCAGUGAGGCGACAGCUCCUUAGGAGUGGCAGCAGCCGUGGAGACUGGGCGAGGCUGCUGCAGAGACAGAGCAGUGGUUGUGUGCACUCCAGCGUCCAUAGCUUCAACCAGGAGGAGAUCAGAGAGAAGCUGUCGGCUUUUCCUGGAGGCUCCAUCGACCUGCUCAAACAGGAGUGUGGUGUUGCCGUGCUGACCAUCAACUACCCCUCCCGCAUGAACGCCUUCUCUGGCAGUAUGAUGAUCGAUCUGGAGGAGAGGGUGAGCCAGCUGGAGAGCUGGACAGACGGUAAAGGCCUCAUUGUUCAGGGUGCUGCUGGAACGUUCUGCUCUGGAUCGGACCUCAACGCCGUCAGAGCGAUAUCUAACCCACAGGAUGGCAUGAAGAUGUGCAUGUUCAUGCAGAAUUCUCUUACAAGACUACUCAGGCUGCCUCUCAUCUCUGUGGCUCUGGUGGAGGGGAGAGCGCUGGGAGGAGGUGCAGAACUCACCACUGCCUGCGAUUUCAGGUUGAUGGCAUCUGGCAGUGUGAUCCAGUUUGUCCAUAAACACAUGGGCUUGGUCCCAGGCUGGGGUGGAGCUGCUCGACUUGUCCGCAUUGUCGGAAGCCAGAAUGCAUUGAAGCUGCUUGGUGGUGCUCUAAAAGUGGAUCCCGAACUUGGCCUGCAGAUUGGACUUGCAGAUGGAGUCCUGGAGGCCGCCCCGGCAGAGGAGGGUGCAGAGACGCUCCUACAGCGGGCUGAAAACUGGCUCAGUCACUAUACGAAAGGACCGGCCCCGGUGAUCCAGGCUGUGAAGAAUGUGGUGUUAUCAGGGAGAGAGCUCCCUCUAUCAGAGGCUCUGCGGACUGAGAAGGAUGUGUUUGGGACAGUGUGGGGCGGUCCAGCUAACCUGCAGGCUCUAGCCAGUAAAUCCAAACACAGAUGAGUGUCUGUGUUCACCUUCCUAAGAACCCUGUCAGGUCAGAUAAGUCGUUCAGCUGAGACAUUGUUGGAAAAUUGUGUCGUAGUCAAAAAUGCGUGGAAGAAACUUCUACAGACUGACAUCAGUAAGUGUUAGUUGUUUGGUGUGCUGAAGACAUUUACAAGUGCUUUUGAUGUAAUAUAAGCUGAAUGUGGUGUGUCUAAAGUGUGGACUCUGAGAUGAUGAAAGGGUUUCUGUGUUUGCAAUGACUU